Molecule: messenger RNA, 3829 nt
Organism: Vanessa atalanta (red admiral)
Lineage: Eukaryota; Metazoa; Arthropoda; Insecta; Lepidoptera; Nymphalidae
Gene: RpII140
Product: DNA-directed RNA polymerase II subunit RPB2
Exons: 1
Coding region: 212-3742 (1176 amino acids)
Biological process (GO): DNA-templated transcription
Cellular component (GO): RNA polymerase II, core complex
Molecular function (GO): ribonucleoside binding; DNA binding; DNA-directed RNA polymerase activity
Source: RefSeq, a predicted model, not a curated record
CAUUUUAAUUGAAGCGUUGUUGGGCGCUCUGCAACGCGCAUUAUGUAUUAGAAAAUUACUACUUAUAACAACGCAAAAUAAUUAAUUCACAAAUAAAGUAUACCAUACGUAAGGUCGAUGAAAUUAUGUAUAAAAAAUAAAUGAUAUAAACUUCAUUUACUCUAUAAAUCCAAACGAAAAGUAGAACAGUAAUUUAUAUACAAUUUCCAACAUGUAUGACACGGAGGAUGAUCAGUAUGAAGAGGAAGAAGUCGAAGAAAUCUCUUCUGAGCUCUGGCAAGAAGCCUGUUGGAUAGUAAUCAACGCUUAUUUUGAUGAAAAAGGCUUGGUUAGGCAGCAGCUAGAUAGUUUUGACGAGUUUAUUCAAAUGUCCGUUCAGCGCAUAGUUGAAGAUUCACCUCCUAUAGAACUUCAAGCUGAAGCUCAACAUUCAUCUGGUGAAAUUGAAACUCCUCCAAAAUAUCAUUUAAAGUUUGACCAAAUUUAUCUUUCUAAGCCAACUCAUUGGGAAAAAGAUGGUGCCCCGUCUCCUAUGAUGCCUAAUGAAGCGCGGUUACGAAAUUUAACUUACUCUGCUCCUUUAUAUGUCGAUAUUACAAAAACGAUUGUUAAAGAAAAUGAAGAUCCAAUUGAAACUCAACAUCAAAAAACAUUUAUUGGCAAAAUUCCUAUCAUGCUAAGGUCAACAUACUGUUUGUUAAGCAAUUUGACGGAUCGUGAUUUAACCGAAUUAAACGAAUGUCCAUUAGAUCCUGGUGGCUAUUUUAUAAUCAAUGGCUCUGAGAAAGUUUUAAUUGCUCAAGAGAAAAUGGCCACCAAUACUGUAUAUGUGUUUAGUAUGCAAGGUGGCAAAUAUGCAUAUAAAACUGAGAUUCGUUCAUGUCUUGAACAUAGUUCUCGACCAACGUCGACUCUGUGGGUCAAUAUGAUGGCAAGAGGGGGACAAAGUAUUAAAAAGUCAGCUAUUGGACAAAGAAUUGUUGCAAUUGUACCAUACAUUAAACAAGAAAUACCAAUUAUGAUUGUGUUUAGAGCUCUCGGUUUUGUUGCUGAUAGAGAUAUUUUGGAGCAUAUAAUUUAUGAUUUUGAUGAUCCAGAAAUGAUGGAAAUGGUAAAGCCUUCAUUAGAUGAGGCUUUUGUUAUACAAGAACAAAAUGUUGCCUUGAGCUUUAUUGGUGCUAGAGGUGCUCGACCGGGAGUCACUAAAGAAAGGCGUAUUAAAUAUGCAAGAGAAAUUUUGCAAAAAGAAAUGUUACCGCAUGUUGGAGUUUCAGAUUUCUGUGAAACUAAAAAAGCUUAUUUCUUAGGGUAUAUGGUCCACAGACUAUUGUUAGCUGCCUUAGGUCGCCGUGAACUUGAUGACAGAGAUCAUUAUGGAAAUAAAAGACUUGACUUGGCUGGACCGCUAUUAGCUUUUCUGUUCAGAGGACUGUUUAAAAAUUUAUUAAAGGAAGUAAGAAUGUAUGCACAGAAAUUUAUUGACAAAGGGAAAGAUUUCAAUUUGGAAUUAGCUAUUAAAACAAAAAUAAUAACCGAUGGCCUAAGAUAUUCCUUGGCCACGGGUAAUUGGGGUGAUCAAAAGAAGGCUCAUCAAGCAAGAGCUGGGGUGUCUCAAGUGUUAAACAGAUUAACAUUUGCUUCAACCUUAUCACAUUUGCGCCGUGUAAAUUCACCUAUAGGCCGUGAUGGUAAAUUAGCAAAGCCUCGUCAAUUACAUAAUACUUUAUGGGGCAUGAUUUGUCCUGCAGAAACACCUGAAGGAGCUGCUGUAGGUUUGGUGAAAAAUCUGGCUUUGAUGGCCUACAUUUCAGUUGGAAGUCAGCCAUCUCCAAUAUUAGAGUUCUUGGAAGAGUGGUCUAUGGAGAAUUUGGAAGAAAUAGCACCAUCAGCCAUAGCAGAUGCAACAAAAAUAUUUGUAAAUGGUUGUUGGGUAGGAAUUCACAGAGAUCCUGAACAACUCAUGGCAACACUACGUAAGCUAAGACGUCAAAUGGAUAUUAUAGUCUCAGAAGUCAGUAUGAUUCGGGAUAUACGAGACAGAGAAAUAAGAAUUUACACAGAUGCUGGUAGAAUUUGUCGACCACUUUUGAUUGUGGAAAAUGGAGCAUUGCUACUCAAGAAGAAACAUAUUGAUCAACUCAAGGAAAGAGAUUACAAUAAUUAUGGAUGGCAAAAUUUGGUUGCAAGUGGUGUUGUAGAGUAUAUUGAUACUUUGGAAGAAGAAACUGUGAUGAUCGCUAUGAGCCCUGAUGACCUGGCACAAGUCAAGGAGUAUGCAUAUUGUACAACAUAUACCCACUGUGAAAUUCAUCCAGCUAUGAUUCUAGGUGUUUGUGCCUCUAUUAUUCCAUUUCCCGAUCAUAAUCAAAGUCCUAGAAAUACCUAUCAAAGUGCUAUGGGUAAGCAAGCUAUGGGAGUAUACAUUACAAACUUCCAUGUCAGAAUGGACACACUUGCUCAUGUACUUUAUUACCCACACAAACCUUUAGUUACAACAAGAUCAAUGGAAUAUUUGCGUUUUAGAGAAUUACCCGCUGGAAUCAACUCAAUAGUUGCUAUUUUAUGUUAUACUGGUUAUAAUCAAGAGGACAGUGUUAUCUUAAACGCUUCAGCUGUUGAAAGAGGCUUCUUCAGAUCUGUUUUCUAUCGUUCCUACAAAGAUUCAGAAUCUAAAAGAAUUGGCGAUCAAGAAGAACAAUUUGAAAAACCAACAAGACAAACUUGUCAGGGCAUGAGAAAUGCUCUUUAUGACAAAUUAGAUGAUGAUGGUAUUAUUGCCCCUGGUAUAAGAGUAUCUGGAGAUGAUGUUGUUAUUGGCAAAACAAUAACACUGCCAGAGAAUGACGAUGAACUGGAGGGUACAACUAAACGCUACAGCAAACGAGAUGCUUCGACAUUUUUGCGUAAUAGUGAAACUGGUAUUGUUGAUCAAGUUAUGCUAACAUUAAACAGCGAAGGUUAUAAGUUUUGUAAAAUUCGUGUACGAUCAGUACGUAUACCGCAAAUAGGCGACAAAUUCGCGUCCCGUCACGGGCAAAAGGGAACUUGUGGAAUUCAGUAUAGACAAGAAGAUAUGCCAUUCACUUGUGAGGGUCUUACUCCCGACAUCAUAAUUAAUCCUCACGCUAUUCCAUCCCGUAUGACAAUUGGUCACUUGAUUGAAUGUAUUCAAGGGAAAGUAUCGUCAAACAAAGGAGAAAUUGGCGAUGCUACACCAUUUAACGAUGCCGUAAAUGUACAAAAAAUUUCAUCCUUACUGCAGGAAUAUGGAUAUCAUUUACGUGGAAAUGAAGUUAUGUAUAACGGUCACACAGGUCGAAAAAUUAAUGCUCAAGUAUUCUUGGGGCCUACUUAUUAUCAACGUCUCAAACAUAUGGUUGACGACAAAAUUCAUUCGAGAGCAAGAGGACCAGUACAAAUUUUAGUAAGACAACCUAUGGAAGGAAGAGCUCGUGAUGGAGGGUUGCGUUUUGGAGAAAUGGAACGCGACUGUCAGAUUGCGCAUGGUGCUGCGCAAUUCUUGAGGGAGCGUCUUUUUGAAGUGUCCGACCCAUAUCGCAUACACGUUUGCAAUUUCUGCGGUCUUAUAGCAAUAGCAAAUUUACGAAACAAUACCUUUGAAUGUAAAGGAUGUAAAAACAAAACCCAGAUAUCCCAGGUUCGAUUACCAUAUGCUGCUAAAUUGUUAUUCCAAGAACUAAUGUCUAUGAAUAUUGCCCCUAGACUUAUGGUUGUUAGUUAAGUAUAACGAUAUUAUUGAAAAUAUUAAUGUUUUUUUUUCAUAUUAGCAUAGGAUAUAUUUUUCAAAAUAAAUAAAUUCAAAUGAAUA